Rodentolepis nana is the source of this 1731-nucleotide messenger RNA. The record is from the annotation of a GenBank genome assembly. NCBI's taxonomy places the organism in Eukaryota, Metazoa, Platyhelminthes, Cestoda, Cyclophyllidea, Hymenolepididae.
AUGAGCGAAGUCAUCCCAAUACGUUCAGUGGCUCCUGUCAACCUCUCAAAUACAUUAGAUUCCAAGUCAAACCACGUUGGACGUUUUGUGGUCCUCAAAGCAACCGUUUCCAAUACGAAUGAAGAGACGCCAACCGCGGCUGGACUAGAUUUACCAGCCCUGGAUGAUACGAGAUUGGAUAACGAUACCAUGACAACUUCAGGUCCCCCUGAAAGUCACUACUGGACAGUGAGCGGUGGAAAAGAGGUACUUUUAACAGCUCCUGGUGCCCGGAGGGUCCAUGACUCUCGACCAGCUUCGGGUGGUCCGAACCGACCAAUGCACACCCGAUUCCGUCAGUUCUUUGUGGAGAACUUGCGAUCAAGUCGACAACGAACUCAUUCUGAACAGCAGUCGAAUAGCAAAGGUGGUCGAACCCCACAACCCCCGAGUGAAUCACCGAAUAAAUUGAAACUACCAACUGUCAAAUUUAGUGGCGUCGGAUUACCACCCCAUGCACAUACGAUUACGGCUGGCACUGGACCUGCUGUGGCACGAGCUCUCCUCCAAUCAACUCAACGCGCCAAGGAUGAUGGGUCAAUUGAAAGUUCAGGGAAUUCGGGUCUAUCCUCAUCGCCACUGCAUUACCCGUCAAUUUCACUGAAUUCAGUGAAUGAUAGUGACGGCGGUGGUUCCUAUAAGGGUUCAAAGAAACGUCUCAAAUCUACACAUAAGAUGAUGAAAAAGUUGCUGAAGAUUUCGUCGAAUCAGAAGAAGCAGGGAGAUGAUUAUGGAGAUUUACCAGAUCCUUCUAAACUACCCAGAGAAAUGCCUCAAAGCUCACUGGAAUUUACUCAAACUAGAUUAAAGAAUGCACCACGAAGGAAUCGGUUCGGAGAAUGUGAAUGGCUUGUCAAACCCGGUCGUGAAAGAGACAGCGGAGCCAACUUUCCUAUUAGAACUGCUCAAGUGGGAUCUCAACUUGCCUCCCUUAAACGAUUUUUGAAAUUGUCUCCUUACUCGUCCAAUCCCUCUGCCAAUUACGGACAAAAAGGACCUUCCGGUGAUGUGAUUCCACGAGUUCUACCCCAGGUUGAAGCUAAAUCGGAAGAGCUUCUACUCAGCGCCUUCUCAAGAUCUCUUUCUAACAGUAGUCAUGGUAGCAGCCAGCACAGUCACAGUCAUCACCACCGACAUCAUCAUCACCAUCAUCGUGGUCAUCAUGGUCAUCACAGUCGCGAAACAAACCCCACCACGUUAACCCGGGUCACAGAGAAUAGACGCUACCUUAUGUUUACCAAAGCGUCUCCUUUCAGGUCUCCAUACGACUUCAUGCAGACUCGAGGCAAAGGGCUACAUGAAUCUGAGGUCUACACGGUGCUGUUUAGACACACCACUUGCUACGAGUUGAUGCCUGAGAGUGCAAAAUUGGUCACAUUGGAUAGUAUGCUUCCAGUCGGAAAGGCUUUCCGAGCUCUCUGUGAGAACGGAAUUCGAGCGGCUCCGGUGUGGAACUCAGAAACACAAACUUUCUCCGGUGUACUCACAAUCAAUGACUUCUUGGAAAUGCUCACCUACUGCUGGAGAAAACUCAUUGGAAAUAAUUCCUCCACCUCGUCUGGAAACUCAAACACUUCAGCACUAGAAGCGAGUGAGAAAAUUUCUAUUGAGGAAUUAGAAACAAUGUCUAUCAAGAAAUGGAAGGGUUUGCGGCUUGUUACUGUGGAAGCCCUUCAAAAAGAAAUCUAUUAG